Ochotona princeps (American pika) is the source of this 1200-nucleotide messenger RNA. RefSeq names its product ubiquitin carboxyl-terminal hydrolase 8-like. Gene Ontology annotation, biological process: protein K48-linked deubiquitination; Ras protein signal transduction; protein K63-linked deubiquitination. NCBI's taxonomy places the organism in Eukaryota, Metazoa, Chordata, Mammalia, Lagomorpha, Ochotonidae. The coding region runs from base 1 to 1020 and encodes 339 amino acids. Gene Ontology annotation, cellular component: cytosol; dendritic spine; extrinsic component of plasma membrane. Gene Ontology annotation, molecular function: cysteine-type deubiquitinase activity. The transcript has a single exon. The record is from RefSeq and is a predicted model, not a curated record.
AUGUUUCAAGUGCCACAUACAUUCUUAACCCUGACCUGGCAGUGCCUGUGUAAUGCUCCGCAUUUGGCAGACUACUUCAACCGAAACUGUUACCAGGAUGAUAUUAAUCAGUCAAAUUUAUUGGGGCAUAAAGGUGAAGUGGCUGAAGAAUUUGGAAUAAUCAUGAAAGCUCUGUGGAUGGGGCAGUAUAGAUAUAUCAGUCCAAAAGACUUUAAAAUCACCAUUGGGAAAAUUAACGAUCAGUUCGCAGGGUACAACCAGCAAGAUUCCCAGGAACUGCUCCUGUUCCUCAUGGAUGGUCUCCAUGAAGAUCUAAACAAAGCUGAUAAUCGGAAGAGACAUAAAGAAGAAAAUAAUGAUCAUCUCGAUGACUUUAAGGCUGCAGAAUAUGCUUGGCAAAAGCACAAGCAGCUCAAUGAAUCUAUUAUUGUCGCACCUUUUCAGGGUCAGUUCAAAUCCACAGUACAUUGCCUCACCUGUCACAAAAAGUCCAGGACUUUUGAGGCCUUCAUGUAUUUGUCUCUACCACUAGCAUCCACAAGUAAAUGUACGCUUCAGGAUUGCCUUAGAUUAUUUUCCAAAGAAGAGAAACUUACAGAUAACAACAGAUUCUAUUGCAGUCAUUGCAGAGCUCGCCAUGACUCCUCAAAAAAGAUAGAAAUCUGGAAACUGCCACCUGUGCUGUUGGUGCAUCUGAAACGUUUUUCCUAUGAUGGCAGGCGGAAGCAAAAGUUACAGACAUCUGUGGACUUCCCAUUAGAAAAUCUUGACUUGUCACAGUAUGUCAUUGGCCCAAAGAACAACUUGAAGAAGUAUAACUUGUUUUCUGUUUCAAAUCACUACGGCGGACUGGAUGGAGGCCACUACACUGCCUACUGUAAAAAUGCAGCAAGACAGCAGUGGUUCAAGUUUGAUGAUCAUGAAGUUUCUGACAUCUCUGUUUCUUCUGUGAAAUCUUCCGUGGCUUACAUCCUCUUUUAUACUUCACUGGGAUCACGAGCAACUGAUGUAGCCACAUAAGGAUGUGGCUCAUGACGUAGGUGAUGAGCUAGUUACUUUUUAAAAGGCUCAGCAACGCAACUCUUGAAAUACUUACAAAGGUAAUGGAUAGGUAAAGCUGGACAUGUAGAGGAAUUCUGGAACCGUAAGAGCUGUGUUACUAGCCCUAUAGAAGUCAGACCAGUGCUACUAUCAAAAAGA